Messenger RNA from Colletotrichum siamense, 576 nucleotides. RefSeq lists its product as uncharacterized. The transcript is spliced from 4 exons. The record is from RefSeq and is a predicted model, not a curated record. NCBI's taxonomy places the organism in Eukaryota, Fungi, Ascomycota, Sordariomycetes, Glomerellales, Glomerellaceae. Bases 1 to 576 code for a protein of 191 amino acids.
AUGCGCCGACGCGAGCUGGUUGCACAGUUGGAGGAACCAGAGAGGUUUGACAAGGAUGUGAUCCACUGCAGGAACAUUUCGUCACUGGGAAACGGCGUUCUUCUCGUCCUCGGUAUCACCGGUCUCAUCGUCUCUUCAGUCAGCUACACCCGCGGCGUGACUAAAACAUCGGUAGAGUUGGCACAUUGCAUUGUGUCUUCAGUGUUUCUGCCUCUACUUAUUUUGGCAACCUAUUUCAUCCUGAGUCUCAAACCGGGUAAAAGCGUGCUUCUUAGGCUCGUUUACGUGGUUGUCACGAUAUCUCUUUACGGCAUUAAGUCACUGGUAUUUGGUGUCCUGCUAGCGAGGGAAAUUAGCCAAGACCAAGGCUGGAGCAGCCAGAAGAUGAGUUUGAGGCAUGGGCCGCCCAUUGUCAGUCUCGUCACGGUGUUCGCCGCAGCGUUUGCGGUUUAUCUCCUUCAUGCGCUGGCAUAUACACUCCCUGACCAGUCGGCACCGGGUCUUCGAGGCGAUCCGCAGCCCAACGUUAUGCGGGCGGAGGAGAAAGGCGUUUUCAGUCAACGGGCCCAGGCCUGA